AUGGCUAAUGCGAGUGGUAGUGGUGGGGAUGCUGAUGACAUAUGCCGGCGAAUUAACGAAGAGGUGCGGGCCUAUACGUCCCGGGAGAUAAAUCGCCUGAUACAAGCGGCCUUGCAGCAGCAGCAGCCGGCGGUACCUCGCCCCAUCCAUCAUCGAGCUGUAAUUCGCAGGGACCACGUCGUUGCAUACCAACGGUUGUGGGAUGACUAUUUCGCUAAGCUACCGCGGUUUGGGGACAACUUUUUCAGGCGACGGUUUAGGAUGCACCUGGAUCUAUUUAUGCGUAUCAUGAACGCUUUAGAGCGUUGGUACAAGUAUUUCCGGUUCAGGUUGGAUGCGAGUGGCAGACUCGGUCACUCGCUUAUACAGAAGUGCACUACCGCAAUCAGACAGUUGGCUUACGGAGGUGCGGCCGACACGUUCGACGAGUACCUCCACAUCGGCGAGACGACUGCCUGCGAUUGUCUCCAGUAUUUUUGUUAG
Salvia splendens (bonfire salvia) is the source of this 483-nucleotide messenger RNA. RefSeq lists its product as uncharacterized. The record is from RefSeq and is a predicted model, not a curated record. The transcript has a single exon. The coding region runs from base 1 to 483 and encodes 160 amino acids. NCBI's taxonomy places the organism in Eukaryota, Viridiplantae, Streptophyta, Magnoliopsida, Lamiales, Lamiaceae.